Molecule: messenger RNA, 1952 nt
Organism: Aspergillus homomorphus CBS 101889
Lineage: Eukaryota; Fungi; Ascomycota; Eurotiomycetes; Eurotiales; Aspergillaceae
Product: SGNH/GDSL hydrolase family protein
Exons: 2
Coding region: 60-1952 (630 amino acids)
Biological process (GO): triglyceride catabolic process
Molecular function (GO): triacylglycerol lipase activity
Source: RefSeq, a predicted model, not a curated record
CACCUCUUAUGGUCUUCUUUUCGUCCCUCGAUUCGUUUUGAACCAAGAUCGCUGGAACGAUGAUCAUCCUAAUACUUCUCCUGUGUCUCUUGGCGAGCCACGCGAUCUCGACCAACUCAUCCUCAUUUGACUCCUUUGCCAAUGCUACCACUUUUCAACACAUUGCCAACAGUGCUCCCCCGACUGACUUCUCCUGGAUCAACAAGUGGGCGGCUGUGGGAGACAGUUAUACUGCUGGGAUUGGUAGUGGCGCUCUGUGGACUGAGCGUGAGGAAGACCGCAAAUGCUCUCGCUAUGACAAGUCAUACCCGGGUUUACUCCAUGAUGUACUAGGACACCAAGUCAAAUUGUUCCAGUACAAGGCUUGCAGUGGAGAUCGAACUGGACAGAUUUUCGAUCAGAUCAAAAACCUCGACAGCAAUCUCGACUUGGUGGUUAUUACAGCUGGAGGGAAUGAUCUGUGCUUAGCUGAUAUCAUCAAAGCUUGCAUCUUCCUUCCUUUCCAGGGCGAAGACAAAUGCCAAGAAGUUCUCGACCUGGCGCAGCACAAUAUUGAAAGGGUCCUGAUGCCCAAUAUUCGCAAGAUCAUCUAUGCCAUGCAGCCCAAACUGAGUUACAAUGGGUUCAUUGUCUGGGUUCUCUAUGGUCAAUUUUUCAACAUUGAGAAUGAAGACUGUGCCACCAAGCAGGACUGGUCUUUCCCUCGACUGGACCCCGUUGCAGGUGGACUCUCACUCACGAUCGACAACCGCAAGAAGUUCAACCAGCUGGUGGUGAACAUCAACCAAGCGAUCCGAGACGUUAUCUACUCGAUUAGUCCACGCCCCUGGUCAAGCCCCUAUAUCAGGACAGCCGACUGGGACGCCUUUAUGCGAGAUGGUCUGCAUGGGCAGUAUUGUGUCCCUGGUUCGACAGGCCAGUAUCCCGAUCCCAGCCAGCCCUAUCUGCACUUCUUUAAGCCGGAUACCACGGUCUCAGGACAUCGAGAUUUGCGCAAGAAAGAUGUCGACGAUCUGAUGCACCUUGCGAAUCACGAUCCGCUUCUCGGAGCCAAAAUCACCAGUGAAAGACAUUACCUCCGCGACGUCCUUCUAGCCACCCCGAACUGUCCUGCAGACAGCGGCUCUAUUGGCCUGGGUCUCCCCGAUCGCUGGGGCAAGUACUUCCACCCCAACGAGCUCGGCCAUAAGACCAUCGCCUCUUUCGUCCUCAGCGAGAUUGUCGCCCAACGCGCCGUGAUCCUCCAAGCCGAAAAUCCACGUUGUCAGGCAAAUGCCGAUCUCUUCCAGUGCUGGCAGCAGCAGGGACGCCAAGACUACGCCUCAGCCGACCUGAUGAAUGAGAACUACAAAAUCUACUGCCGCGAGUAUCGACCACCGACCGGGCAUUAUGAGAAAGAAUACGUUGAUGAGCGUUGGUUCAACUAUCAAACUCCUGACACCCAUUGGUUCCGCCUCACUCUGCGUAACGGCGCCGUCUUCGAUAAGCAACAGUGUCUUGACAGCUUCGAUCGCGUGAUCAAUUCGUGCGACGGCAACGACCCCGAGAAUCCGUUGAACUGGAAGUUUGGCGGCAGAUGGGUGCGCGGUAAUUAUAUCUACGAGGUUGGUGUGUCGAAUUCAUUCAAGCGUCCCUGGCCCGUCAUCAAAGCGGUGGACGGGAGCUGCAGAGGCAAGUAUAAGUUCAUAUUCAGUGACUACACGCUGCGGGGUAAAGGAUGGUCGACUGCGGAUUUCGGGCAAAAAUGUAUCAGACCGAGAAUGGUGGGAUGUCUGGGAAAAGGGAUCUCGGUAUUUGAUUGGAAGUAUCUAAAUGGUGCAGAGGAGCAUGAUGGAAUGGAGUGGGAGCUUUCCGUCAGAGUUCCAAUUGCGACCUCUUCGAGAUGUUUCAAGAAUAAUAGGAUAGCAUUUGAGUGUGGAGGCUUUACGCAUGGCUGCGAAGGAAAUGGCUGA